Myotis brandtii (Brandt's bat) is the source of this 1991-nucleotide messenger RNA. RefSeq names its product mitochondrial calcium uniporter regulator 1 (gene MCUR1). Gene Ontology annotation, cellular component: mitochondrial inner membrane; mitochondrion. NCBI's taxonomy places the organism in Eukaryota, Metazoa, Chordata, Mammalia, Chiroptera, Vespertilionidae. The annotation marks the transcript as partial. The record is from RefSeq and is a predicted model, not a curated record. The transcript is spliced from 9 exons. Gene Ontology annotation, biological process: calcium import into the mitochondrion; positive regulation of mitochondrial calcium ion concentration.
GGCCGAGUGCCCGCCCUCGCUUCCACCCGAAGAGAGCUAAGCCUCUCUGCUGGGUGCCUACAGUUGGAGCACAAACGCCGAGAUUUCACCUCCGCUGGGAGUAGGAAGCUCUACUUUGACACCCAUGCCUUAGUGUGUUUAUUUGAAGAAAAUGGGUUUACUACUCAACAAGCAGAAAUCAUUGUAUCUGCAUUGGUGAAGAUCACGGAGGCCAACAUGGAUAUCGUCUACAAAGACAUGGUCACCAAGAUGCAACAGGAGAUCACUCUUCAGCAAAUAAUGUCUCAGAUUUCUAACGUGAAAAAAGAUAUGAUUAUUUUGGAGAAGAGUGAAUUUUCAGCCCUCAGAGCAGAAAAUGAGAAAAUAAAACUUGAACUACAUCAGUUAAAACAACAAAUAAUGGAUGAAGUGGUCAAGGUCCGCACAGACUCCAAAUUAGACUUCAAUCUAGAAAAGAGCAGAGUAAAAGAAUUGUAUUCAUUAAACGAAAGGAAGCUGCUGGAAAUGAGGACAGAAAUGGUGGCAUUGCAUGCCCAGCAAGAUCGGGCCGUCACCCAGACAGACAGGAAGAUAGACACUGAGGUUGCUGGCCUCAAAACCAUGCUCGAGUCGCACAAGCUUGAUAAUAUUAAAUAUUUAGCAGGGUCUGUUUUUACAUGCCUAACAGUAGCUCUGGGAUUUUAUCGCCUGUGGAUAUAAUAAAGUGUAUAUUUAAAGAGAUCUCUAUUGUUUUGCCUUGAGAAUACCAGAUUGUUGUGCUCCCCUACCCCUCGUUUCAACUUUUAACACCGAUUUUUACUUAAAGCCUAUUAUUUAUUUUAUGCAAAUUAUGGACCUAUAACCAACGCAAAGAAGUCAGGAAUUUCACAAUUGCUCCUUUUCUCGUUUUUUGUUUGGUUGACUUUAUAAUGCUGAGUGGCGGUGGACAAAACACGGAAGACUCCACUCAGCUGGAUUGGUGAACUCGGCCUAACCUGUGGGACACAGCAACAGUAAAUAUUUGUGUAACUACCAUUGUAAUCUUUUGUCACACAGAGGACUUGGGGUCUCCGUUUAAAAGGCACAGUGGCUUUACUGAGCGCUGAAGAAUCACAGAAAGUAAACCAAGAGCACCACAUCCACUUCACCUGCCCCGACCUUAGCAUCAGCGUCCCUAAUGAAACAGCUGUACUUUACUUCCAAAGGAGGGUUUUUUCUUUCAAUUGCCAUUGUCUUAGUCAGUUACUGUUAUGGGUAUUUUUAUGUGCCUUCUGGCUAGAAAAUCUUGUUGCCCGGUGAGGUGUUGUAAUUGUAAUGGGGACUCUUGUACUUGUGGGUUUCUCUCCCUCCCUCUCUCUCACUGGGCCCUUCUUCCCCUCCCUCCUGAUUGGAGAGCUAUGGUCAUACUCCACUGUGCCUGCCUGGAAAACUUGCUGAUUCUCAGCAUGGACGUCUACUUCAGUUUGUGGGAUGGGGUCUGCUUCCUCCUCGUCUUCUGCCUUUUAUACAAGGGAGGCAGUCUGGCAGCAUCUGGAUAUUUAGAGAGUGUAUGCACUUUUAGAAAUGGCCCAUUACAAGCUCAGAUCGUAGGCUUUCAAAAUUAGAAAACUCAUGCCGGGUAUCAUCUGAGUUUAGGUUGAUUUCUUUGGUUAUUAAAGAUAUUCUCAUAUCUAUCUUACCUCUAUAUUUAAGACAAAUAAAUUCCUACAUAAAAGGGUAUUUUGAGAAAGCACCAUUUCAAAAGCAUCUUAUUGGAAUGACUGGCAGGUAGGAAAAUGAGCAUUUUAGACCGGAUGACAUUGGUAGGACCUUUGCUGUCCUCCACAGGCAGACAUGUACGUAAUCUGGUACAGUGGAGAGACCACGUUGAGACCACCUGAUCAGACUGGUAGAAUGAAUACCCACUAUCACUGUUCCAACCACACUGGUAAAAAAAAAAAAAAAAAAAAAAAAAAGUCACCUGUUCUGUGGAUGUCAUUUCUAAACUUCGGAAAGUGUAAGCCGUUGCCUUU